This is a messenger RNA of Grosmannia clavigera kw1407, 2886 nucleotides long. Its product is annotated as cell division control protein. Gene Ontology annotation, biological process: cytoskeleton organization. Gene Ontology annotation, molecular function: protein binding. Gene Ontology annotation, cellular component: cell division site; plasma membrane; cytoplasm. The record is from RefSeq and is a predicted model, not a curated record. The transcript has 6 exons. Lineage: Eukaryota; Fungi; Ascomycota; Sordariomycetes; Ophiostomatales; Ophiostomataceae. Bases 1 to 2886 code for a protein of 961 amino acids.
AUGGCCGAAGGGCCAAGCGUGACCCUGUCGUUUGCGAACAACUUCUGGGGCAAAGACGAUGCCGGUGUCGGUCCGCUUCUGGAGCGGAUGCAUGCGGCCAAGCAGACGUCUGACGAACUGAAGUCGUUUUACAGCACCCGAGCAUCGAUUGAGGAUGAUUACGCCCGCAAGCUGCUGUCGCUGUGUCGCAAGCCAUUGGGAUCGCAGGAGACAGGCGCCCUCAGGUCGUCGCUGGACGUGAUGCGCGGCGAGGUCGAGUCGAUGUCUAAGCAACAUCAGUCGAUCGCAGCACAGAUGAAGACGGAGCUGGAAGAGCCGCUGGCGGCUUUUGCCGGGGCCAUGAAGGAGCGGCGAAAAAUUGUGCAGAACAGCAUUGAGAAGCUGCACAAGGUGAAGACCCAGCAGACACAGCAUGUGAACAAGUCACGCGAUAAAUACGAGCAAGAAUGUCUCAAGAUCAAAGGCUAUCUGGCCCAGGGCCACAUGGUGAUGGGCCAGGAGGAGAGGAAGAACAAGGCGAAGCUGGAGAAGACACAGAUCAACGUGGCGACGACAAACACGGAGUACGAGAAUGCAGUCAAGGUGCUGGAGGAGACGACGGCACGGUGGAACCGCGAGUGGAAAGCGGCGGCAGACAAGUUCCAGGACCUGGAGGAGGAGCGGCUGGACUUCACCAAGAGCAGCCUUUGGUCGUUUGCCAACAUUGCGUCGACGGUGUGCGUGAGCGACGACGCCUCAUGCGAGAAGAUCCGGCUGUCGCUGGAGAAGAUGGAGGUGGAGAAGGACAUUGCCCUCUUCAUCAGCGAGAGGGGCACGGGCCAGGAGAUUCCCGACCCGCCCAAGUACAUCAACUUCUGCCGGGGCGACCUGGACUCGCAGUCGGAGACAUCCGAGGAUGACAACUACUCCGUGGCCCAGUUUCCGCGCAGUAUCAACCCGGCCUACCGCACCUCGUCGCCACAACCGUCGACAUAUGAGUCACACCACGACCCCAACAACAUGGCAGUGGCCCGUGACAUGGGCGCCGGUGGUGGAGGACAGCCGCAGUCGGACCCGGGUUCACAGGUGAGCUCCCAGAUCAGCUCGCAAGUCAGCUCGAACUCGUCGGGACGGCCGUCCAGCCGCGACUCGCACAGCGACUACUCCAUCCCGGCACCAUUCUCGAGCCAGGAGGUGCCCAGCGGCUCGGCGUCGCCGGUCAAGAGCCCAGGUGGAGGCAGCGAUCUGGCUGCCAUCGGAGGUGACCCGGGCAUGAUGGUGCAAGCGGACGACACGAAAGCACAGAAGAAGAAGAGCGGAUUCUUCCAGAACCACAGUCCGUUCCGGCGCAAGAGCACCAAGGACAUUUCGGCAGGCGCGACGGCAGCGACGCAUCGCAAUACGUGGCACUCAUCCAUGGCUCAAGGUGGCCCUCAGCAACAGCAGUCACAGCCUCCGCCUCAGCAGCAGCAGAGCGGCGGUGCCGGAUCACAUCGCGGCUCGGUGUAUGGUGGAAGCAGCAGCAGCCGCUUUGGCAGCAGCAUGGGUGUGGGUGCGAUGGAACAGCCGCGAAACCUGUUGACGGACCGCACGGCCAGCCCAGAUCCCAUUGACGCGAAUGCGAGCCUGGCCCUGAACGUGGGCCAGAACGUGUUUCCGGUAGCGACACCGGCGCGCCGGGGUGCGGGAGGCAGCAAUGGACAGUCGGCUCCGGCCGAAGCUGCUGAGGAAGAUCCGAUUGCACUGGCGCUGGCAGAGCUCAAGGGCGUCACGGUUGGCGGCAAGCAGUCGGCGGGACGGAUGUCGGCCGACCACUACCACGGCAUCUCGACGCCGGUGCCGGGAGCCCGCAGCUCGACUCUUGGAGCCAGCAGCGGCAGCAACGGCGCGGUGGCAGCAGCGAUGCGCGGCACGCCGCCUCCGUCGUACGAUCAGCAAGUGCAGCGACUGGGCGUUCCGGCGGCGGCUGUGACGUCCAAGGCGAUGAAGCAGACGUCGCAAAAAUUUGUGGACCAGACGCGCAAUCUGUUCAGCCAGCCGCCGGGUGGCAACCGCCACGGAGCGUCGGCGUCGAUGUCGAGCAAUGCAUACACAACUCCGCAGUCUCGCAGUGGAGGUGGUGGUAUGGGAGCGGGAAGCGUCAGCGGUCGCAGCAGCGGUCGCAACAGCUACGACAUGCCGCGAGACACGUCUCCACGGCCAGGCACAGCAGCAGCGCGACAGCAGUAUCAGCAGUCACCCCAGCAGCAAGACUACCGGCGGUCGACAUCGCCGAACCCCCAGGCCGAACGGCAACGACGGCAGUCAUCGUACCAAGCGCAGCAGCAGCAGCCGAGAGGCUCUGAACAGAGCUUGUACGGCCACCAGUCGUCCAACAGCAUGCCGUCACGGGCUGUGUCUCCGUCACCAUAUCGCGGCGAUUUCCAGCCAGGCAGCAGCGUGGGCAGUGGAGGUGGCGGUUAUGGUGGUGGCAGCUAUGGCAGUGGUGGUCGUCCUGGCAGCAGCAUGGGUGGCAGUCACAAUGGCGACAUGGCAGUGCAGCUGGCACCGAUCGGCCCGACAUCAGCGGAUGACGGCUAUGGGUCUCAACGCGGUCGUGGCAGUCGGCCGGGGACCAGCAGCUCCAACUCGCGGGCAAUGGGCCUGUAUGAGGGUGCAGGGACGUUGCGGCAGCGCAGCAAGAGCCUGGCCGAGAAUCGGCAGUACACGCGGGACGGGCGACCGAUUAUGCAUUUUGCACGUGCACUCUACAUGUACCAGGCUGCGAUCCCCGAGGAGCUCGGCUUCGGCAAGGGCGACGUGUUGGCGGUACUGCGGCACCAAGACGACGGCUGGUGGGAGGCGACGGUGCAUGGCGGCAGCGGACAGGUCGGGCUGGUGCCGAGCAACUACCUGCAGCCGUGUUAG